AUGGACAACCGGGCUGUGUUUGUGGUCGACACCGGCUCGCGGCGGACCAAGGCCGGCUUGGCUACGGGCCAUGCACCGUCGGUCGACUUUCUCUCGACGGUGACGCCAGACGGAAGUGUGGUGGGUGACGAGGCGGCGGCGGUGCCGGACGCGGUCUGGCCUGUCCACCGUGGGAGUGUGCGGUCGUGGGAGCAGGUGGAGACGCUGUGGCGGUCAGCGUACGCCAAGGCUGAGGUCGAGUCGGCUGGCUCGGUCAUGCUUGUGGCUGAGCAGACGCUCAACACUAAGGCGGCACGCGAGCACACGGCACAGAUUAUGUUCGAGUCGCUCGACGUGCACGCCGGAUACAUCUGCGUUGCGGGCCAGCUCGCGCUGUUUGCGGCGGGCAAGACGUCCGGAGUGGUGGUCGAGUCUGGGGCCGGCGUCACCACGACCGUCCCGAUUUACGACGGCUUUCCGCGGCGUGAGGGCAUGCAGCGGAUCGAGCUUGCCGGCGAGGAUGCGACUGCGGCGGCGGAUGCGUGGUUGAAGCGCAACGCAGGAAGUAACUACAACGGAUCGCUUGACGUGGCGCGCGAGUUCAAGCACGCGGUGGCGGUUGUGGCGCCGAUGGGGCUCGACGUGUCGGCUGAGGGCGCCGGCGAAGAGGCCUCGUUUGAGCUUCCAGACGGGACAGCAGUGACAGUGCCGUACGUGGCGCGGGCUCUGAUUGGUUCAUCACUCUUUGACGGAACGUCGUCGAUGGGCUCUGUCCAGCACGCGGUGGCUGCCGGGAUCGAGACCGUCGAACCCCAGAUGCGUGACACACUGUACGCCACCAUUGUGAUGUCGGGCGGCAACGCACUCACGCCGGGCUCAUGCGAACGGUUGCAGGCUGAGGUCAAGCAGUGGGCGGGGCAGCGGACUGCAGUGGCGGUGUCCUCGCCGCCGGACCCUGUUAGCGCGGUGUGGCACGGCGGCGUGAUCGUGACCACCGUCGGUGUGUUUAAGAAGAUGUGCGUGACCAAGAUUGCGUACGCCGAGUGCGGGCCCAACAUCAUCCACCGUAAAUGCCUGUAGUGCGGGA
Messenger RNA from Thecamonas trahens ATCC 50062, 1066 nucleotides. Its product is annotated as actin. The coding region runs from base 1 to 1059 and encodes 352 amino acids. The record is from RefSeq and is a predicted model, not a curated record. Lineage: Eukaryota; Apusomonadida; Apusomonadidae. The transcript has a single exon.